Cyphellophora attinorum is the source of this 1809-nucleotide messenger RNA. RefSeq names its product Beta-glucosidase 4. The transcript is spliced from 3 exons. Gene Ontology annotation, molecular function: beta-glucosidase activity. Bases 1 to 1809 code for a protein of 602 amino acids. Lineage: Eukaryota; Fungi; Ascomycota; Eurotiomycetes; Chaetothyriales; Cyphellophoraceae. The record is from RefSeq and is a predicted model, not a curated record. Gene Ontology annotation, biological process: carbohydrate metabolic process.
AUGGCUUCCAUAUCGUUGCUCCUCGUUGCUCUACCACUGGCAAAAGCUCAGCAGAUCUAUAUCCCUGCCGAAGGUCCUACAGCUAGGCCACAAUGCACAGCUACCAAUGCUUCAACACCAGUUUAUUCUCACACAUCCUUCAGCUACACUUUGAGCGAGACCGUUCGAUAUGCCACAUCCGUACCUGCGCCGACGGCAAGUACUACUUAUGCAUCAUCGCCAGCAUCACUAACGACUCUUGUCCCAUCUCUCUCUUACACAACAUGGGGCAACUGGAAUCCCAAUGGUACAAGCACUGCGAACGACACCAGUGAUCCAUAUGGCGAAGCUGCUUGGACGGCAUUAUGGGUGACCGCCAAUCCACCGAACUUCACAGAGACCAGUCUCUUCAGCACCACUGUCUCACCUACAGCGAUUCCGACGAGCGAGCUGGUGCUUCCACCACGUGACUACUUUGGGCCUUCAGAUUGCUACAACUUCCCGGAAGGGUUUGCUCUUGGCGUGGCAAGCUCAGCUUCCCAGAUCGAAGGAGCCACAGCUCAAGAGGGCAAGUCGCCAUCACUGAUGGAUAUACUGGUCCAGGAUGAUCGACCUAAGGACUAUGUCACGAAUGAGAACUACUAUUACUAUAAGCAGGACAUUGAACGGGUGGCUGCUAUGGGUGUCAAGUACUUCUCCUUCAGCAUCGCCUGGACUCGUAUUCUGCCAUUCGCAUUACCAGGAACGCCUGUCAACCAAGCUGGAAUUGAUCACUACAACGACGUCAUCAAUUUCAUUCUAGAGAAGGGCAUGGUGCCCGAAGUGACUCUGUUGCACUUCGACACACCACUGCAGUUCUAUGGAGACAAUCAGAGCACUGCUGCAGAUCCGCCAGAGAUUGGCUACGUCAAUGGAGCCUACCAAAAUGAGUCCUUCCCGGAUGCCUUUGUCAACUAUGCGAAGGUGGCAAUGACUCACUUCGCCGACAGGGUGCCAGUCUGGUACACCUUCAACGAGCCUCUACUUUACUCGUACAACGGCAUAUCGAUUGACCACGUCAUCAAGUCCCAUGCUCGAGUCUACCACUUCUACAAGGAGGAGCUGAACGGAACAGGCAAGAUCGCCAUGAAGUUCAACAAUAAUUUCGGCGUUCCUCGCGACCCGUCGUCCGACGCCGACGUCUACGCGGCCAAUCACUUCAAUAGCUUCCAGCUCGGUCCGUUCUUGAACCCAACAGCUCUUGGCAUUGACUAUCCAGACUCGUACAAACAGACUAUCAGUGACUACGUGCCACUCAACGAGACCGACCUGGCCUACCUGAACGGAACAAUCGACUUCAUUGGCGUCGAUCCGUACACCGCGACUGUAGUCGCCCCACCCACUCCUGGCUCUAUCAACAGCAUCCUCGACUGCGCUAGUAACAGCAGCAAUACGUUCCGUCCAUACUGCGUCAACCAGACCACUGUCAAUAUCUACGGCUGGGACAUCGGCUAUCGCUCGCAUUCCUACGUCUACAUCACCCCAACCUACCUCCGCAGCUACCUCAACUACCUCUACAACACAUGGUACCACCCAAUCGUGAUCACGGAAUUUGGUUUUCCCGUCUAUUCCGAGGCGACAAAGGACCUACCCGAUCAACUCUUCGACACGCCGCGGUCGCUAUACUACCUGAGCUUCAUGAGCGAAUGCUCAAGUCGAUCUGGGAAGACGUUUGGUGACUAUGAUGCGCAUUUCGGCGUGCAGACGGUGAACCGCACGACGCAGGAGAGGAGGUACAAGAAGAGCUUCUUUGACUUUGUGGAUUUUAUGAAGGCGAGAGGCGUAGAGUAG